GCGCUGCCAAGCCGUAAGCCCACAUCAUGGAUGGCGAGCUCUCAGGUUUCGCCUGGCUCGCCCUGGCAUCCCAGAACCCGGACGACCAGCGGGAUCCAUGAGCCGCUCUCAGGGGCCAGGGCAGGGGCCUCUGGCUCCCAAAGCUGGCCAAGAGGUGGGUCCCGGGGCGGGUCGCUGCUCCCGAGGCCGGGCGGGGACGCUCUGCCCCCGCCCUGCCUCCCUGUGGUCCACACCCCCUUCGGGCUCAGCAGCCUGCCGGCUGGGAUAACGCGAGGUGAGCGCGAGCCGGCGCUGCCAGCCCCGCUACUGCUUGGGGUUCGGGUCCCAGGUUCCGGGGACGGGGCACCCGAGUCCUCCUCGCCUGCCCCUCCUCCCUGUUCACCUGCCCGGCUCGUCCACUCGCCUUCAAGGCCAGCGGCUCCAGCCCAGACGGAGAGGGGCCAGCAGGGGGAGAGCGCACCUGAGGAUACACAGCUGGUUCUGCCCUGCCUUUUCACCCCUAGGUGAUGAGUGAGGCCAGGAGAACGCAAGAUUUAAAAAGCAACCGGGGCCUCCGUAUUGAAUGAAAGACCCAGAGCAAAGGCAUCACCAUGAACACGAGCAUUCCUUACCAGCAGAAUCCUUACAAACCCCGGGGCAGCUCCAAUGUCAUCCAGUGCUACCGCUGUGGAGACACCUGCAAAGGGGAAGUGGUCCGCGUCCACAACAACCACUUCCACAUCAGGUGUUUCACCUGUCAAGUGUGUGGUUGCGGCCUGGCCCAGUCGGGCUUCUUCUUCAAGAACCAGGAGUACAUCUGCACCCAGGACUACCAGCAGCUCUACGGCACCCGCUGUGACAGCUGCCGGGACUUCAUCACGGGGGAGGUCAUCUCCGCUCUGGGCCGCACCUACCACCCUAAGUGCUUCGUAUGCAGCUUGUGCAGGAAGCCUUUCCCUAUUGGAGAUAAGGUGACCUUCAGUGGUAAAGAAUGUGUAUGCCAGACAUGCUCCCAGUCCAUGACCAGCAGUAAGCCAAUCAAGAUCCGUGGACCAAGCCACUGUGCUGGGUGCAAAGAGGAGAUUAAACAUGGCCAGUCACUCCUGGCACUGGACAAGCAGUGGCAUGUCAGCUGUUUCAAAUGCCAGACCUGUAGUGUCAUCCUGACGGGGGAGUACAUUAGCAAGGAUGGUGUUCCAUACUGCGAGUCUGACUACCACUCCCAGUUUGGCAUUAAAUGUGAGACAUGUGACCGGUACAUCAGUGGCAGGGUCUUGGAGGCAGGAGGGAAACACUACCACCCUACCUGUGCCAGAUGUGUACGCUGCCACCAGAUGUUCACUGAAGGGGAGGAGAUGUAUCUCACAGGUUCUGAGGUUUGGCACCCAAUCUGCAAGCAGGCAGCCAGGGCAGAGAAGAAGCUCAAGCAUCGACGGACAUCUGAAACUUCCAUCUCACCCCCGGGAUCCAGCAUUGGGUCCCCUAACCGAGUCAUCUGCGCUAAAGUGGAUAAUGAGAUCCUUAAUUACAAAGACCUGGCAGCUCUCCCCAAGGUUAAGUCCAUCUACGAGGUGCAACGCCCUGACCUCAUUUCCUACGAGCCUCAUUCCAGAUACACCUCCGACGAGAUGCUGGAGAGAUGUGGCUAUGGAGAGUCGCUGGGAACAUUAUCUCCUUACUCCCAGGACAUCUAUGAGAACCUGGACCUCCGGCAGAGACGGGCCUCCAGCCCGGGAUACAUCGAUUCCCCCACCUACAGUCGGCAAGGCAUGUCUCCGACCUUCUCCCGUUCACCUCAUCACUACUACCGUUCAGGGCCUGAGAGUGGCCGGAGUUCUCCAUACCAUAGCCAGUUAGAUGUGAGGUCCUCCACUCCAACCUCUUACCAGGCUCCCAAGCACUUUCACAUCCCAGCUGGAGAAAGUAACAUCUACCGAAAACCCCCGAUCUACAAACGACAUGGUGAUUUGUCCACAGCAACCAAGAGCAAAACAAGUGAAGACAUCAGCCAGGCCUCCAAGUAUAGUCCAGCCUACUCACCAGACCCCUACUAUGCUUCGGAGUCCGAGUACUGGACCUACCAUGGGUCCCCCAAAGUACCCCGAGCCAGAAGGUUCUCGUCUGGAGGAGAGGAAGAGGAUUUUGACCGCAGCAUGCACAAGCUCCAGAGUGGGAUUGGCCGGCUGAUUCUGAAGGAAGAAAUGAAGGCACGGUCUAGCUCCUAUGCAGACCCUUGGACCCCUCCACGGAGCUCCACCAGCAGCCGGGAGGCCCUGCACACCACUGGCUAUGAGAUGUCCCUCAAUGGCUCCCCUCGUUCUCACUACCUGGCUGACAGCGAUCCCCUCAUCUCCAAAUCUGCCUCACUGCCUGCCUACAGGAGAAAUGGGCUGCACAGGACACCCAGCGCAGACCUCUUCCACUACGACAGCAUGAACGCGGUCAACUGGGGCAUGCGAGAGUACAAGAUCUACCCGUAUGAGCUGCUACUGGUAACAACAAGAGGAAGAAAUCGACUGCCAAAGGAUGUGGACCGGACUCGCUUAGAGCGCCACCUGUCCCAGGAGGAGUUCUACCAAGUCUUUGGCAUGACCAUCUCAGAGUUCGAGAGGCUCGCCCUCUGGAAGCGGAAUGAACUGAAGAAGCAAGCCCGGCUGUUCUAGGCGGAGGCUCUAUACAUAUAGAUGCAUUUAUAUAAAGAUGUAUGUAAAUCUCUAUCCUGACACUGACGCGCGCUAUAAUCAAAUCCUCUUGUAUAAUGGGACACAACAUACUGCCUGCCAUGAGACUUGCUUUUCUGUACUGUCAGGCAAACCCACAUCAUCGAGGUAUUUUUAUGCUCCUUACUUCUCUUUUCUAAGUACUGUGGGAUCUGGGAAGGGAUUUGAAGGGACUCCAUCCUUUUACUGGGGAUCCUUUUUAUACCGAAACAUCUGUCCCACCUCGAGUCCCCAAGGUCCAACUAACUCUCCUUUUAAAAGGUGCCUGGAAGAGUCUCUGCUCCCUGCUUCAGGACCUUCCCCUAGUCCCCAGGGCUGAUGCUGGCCAUGCAGUGUUCACAUACCAUGGUCACAGAUGGGCCCUCCAGUGGAAGGUCCACGGUGAUCUAUCCAAAUCAGUGAGCGCCUUUGAGGCCUUGCGAAGAAUUUUCUCCACACCUCCAAAUAGGAGCUAAGUGCUCUGUGGAGUGAUGCAGUUAGAUCUGUGGGCCUCAAAUCCAUUCCUUACAUUAGUACAGAGUGGAUGGGCCCUGGCCUCUCCUCAGCACAGCACCCCUCCUCCUUCUACCCCUGGUCCUGACCACUCCCUCAUGCAAAUCUAGAAUUCAUGAUAGGAAAAGGAAAAAGGCAUUUCCCUUCUCUCUACCACCCCCACUGGCUCCUCUCCCUGCCCCGCAGCGGUCCCAGCACACACACCCCACCCUUCCCCGUUUCUAGGAGAGGCCAUUGUUGCAGCCUGUACUCUUAGCCUUAUUACAAUCUAUGUGCCUGAUGAUCUACACACCACAGGGCUAACGAUCCCACCAUAGCUCCAGCGAGCAUCCAAGACAGACACACUCACCACCCUGUGCAGGGAGACUAGACCACACCCCAAAGAAAAAUCUUGGCCUAUGCUACUGGUCCCUAGAUAGCAAUGCAUCCAUAUUGGACCCCCACCCAUCCCGCCCCGGGGCCUGCUACAACAUUGGUUGCAUCUCACAGGGGAAGCUUUCAGAAGCAUAAGGUGUUGAGGGGAUUCCAGAGUGAGGCAUUGACCAACACUGCCCAUGCUUUACCCCGGUGGCCUCAGGGACUGGACUCUCCUGCUUUCUGCAGCGGGUGAAAACAGAACCUUCUCUCACCCCUACCACAGUGCUGAGCUGUUGACUGGUGGCCGCUCUUCCCUCUUGGAGAUGCCUGCGGCACACUAUUUGUGUGAGGAGGGGGUGGGGGUCACAGAGGCAAGAUGGAGAAGUUUAAAAGGACAGUUACGAUGCUCAAAAGGCUGGUGAUGUGGCAUGGCAAGUGUAGAACUGACUUCAGCAAACCCUUCCUGAGCACCUGUUGAAUGCUGAGCACUGAGUGGGGGAGGGGGAGGGGCACUGGGAUGACUCAAAGAGGGCCCUAGUUUCAGGGGCAUGCCUAGUAAUAGGAGACCUGGUAAGACACGUACCAGAUAUAACGGAUGCAAGGCAGAAAGUGAUGGACAGAGGCCUGAGAAAGGAUGUGUGAUGUCGCCGAAGGUGUAUGCAGCUGGGGCAGACCAAGGAAGCUUCUAGAAGAGAUUGCAUGCGAGCAAGAUCAGGAAGGAUCCGAGGAAUCUGCAAGUUGGAAGGGUGACAGGGUGGAGGACCUAGAAAGGAAGUCUAACACGCUCUCAUUUAAAAUGUCACCUCCCUGAAACUUCUCUUUUUUGGCCAAUGUCUUUCAACUUUCCUGACCCAUUAGAAAUGUCCCCAGACAGAUGCAAUCAUUGAAACUGCCUCAUCGUCACUGGUUAAUGACUUGGGAGAUUGAAGGGCUUUUGUUAUUGUUGUUGGAUAUUUUUGUUUCCCAUAAAAGCACAUCAUUUCAACCCAAA
Molecule: messenger RNA, 4539 nt
Organism: Onychomys torridus (southern grasshopper mouse)
Lineage: Eukaryota; Metazoa; Chordata; Mammalia; Rodentia; Cricetidae
Gene: Ablim3
Product: actin binding LIM protein family member 3
Exons: 23
Coding region: 591-2642 (683 amino acids)
Biological process (GO): lamellipodium assembly; cytoskeleton organization; cilium assembly
Cellular component (GO): actin cytoskeleton; stress fiber
Molecular function (GO): actin filament binding
Source: RefSeq, a predicted model, not a curated record